CACCUUCUAUUAGCAUUGUUUGCAUGAGAGAGCAAAAGAGUGCCAUCUUUUCACUAGCUUUUUAGCUGCUCGGUGAAGGGAGCUUUUGGAUUUUAAUAAUGUACAGUCUGUAUUUGACUCUGGAGUAAAUUUCUCCAAUGUCAGCAUCAGAUAGUGAAGGAGAAGAGACAGUUUUACAACCUGAGUUGAUACCUUUACUGGAAAAUCAGCCUACAAGAACAGCAAUAACAACUAUUACAACACCAAUAAAUUCUGCAUCUUCUACCACAGUCAGUGUUGUCAGUAGCAAUAACUUACCUCUAGAUAGCAACACUAAUAGUUAUAAUAGUAGUGGUAGUGUACUAUCUGUUGCUACCACUACUAAUGACAUUACCAAUUCUACUACCAUCGUUACCUCCUCCUCACCUUCCUUUACUUCCACCAGUACUACUACAACAUCUGUUGUCUCUGAUUCAUCAACAGGCAACUCAGGAUUACCUGCUACAGACAAAAGUCAGGCAAAAGUAAAGUCUCCUCCAGCAGCUAAGAUUGCUGCUGUGGCAUGCUGUCACUCACGAAAACUUUCUCUCAAUGGAAAUUCUUCAUUCCAAAGCAGUGAUGAUGAUUCACAAACAAAAAAAGAAAUUUUCAUGGAUUUACUUGCUAGGCGGUACGUGCAAUAUGCUGAAAAAAUAAAGGACAAUUCCAAAACUGAAGAUUUUUCUCAUUGUGCUCCACAUCAAAGAGAUCAAAGACGGCGUGCCACUAUAGUGACUUAUAACUCAAACUUAAACCAGUCUGUAGAGUAUGAUGACAAUGGUACCAUGUCUGAUAUAGAAACAUCGUCUGCUGGAAACAUUCAAAGAGGUCAAUAUUUAAGAUCAAGCCUUCCUAUCAUUCGUUCCUCAUCAAGUACAUUUGAGCGGCCAUUAGGGUUAGUUUUUUUAGUCUAUAAAGAUGAAACUAAAAAAGCAUCCUUACCAAAUGAAAUCACAACAUUGGAUACUGUCCGGGCUCUCUUUGUACGGUCAUUUGCUGACAAACUCACAAUGGAGUUUAUGGAAUCCCCAAGAAACAAGAUUUAUAUUGUUGAUCCACGAACAAAUAUAUAUUACCAACUCGAAGAUUUGAGAGAUAUCAAAGACCGGACAGUGCUGAAGAUUCAUGAAUGUGACAGUGAUCAGCCUCAGAUCAUCAAACCACUUCCAGAAAUCCGGGGCAAGACCAUAGUUUCUUCAGUGCAGUCACAAUCAAACACUCACCCAGUAAAUGUACAUAUACCUUCCAGCUGUCAUCCAAAGAAUAUGACAAAAUCCAAGAGCUUACCUCCACAAAAUUCUAUAGCCUACCAACAACUGGCAAAUGAAAACCAAAGUCUUCGGAUAGUUGACCGUCCUCAGUCUACAACACCUGGUAUGGAUGUUAUGAGAGGGCAAUCAGGUAUUGUUCCUCGUCAUAUGGCUAACCUACGAUUUUCUCCUGAGCGCCAAACCACACCAGAUCGAGCAUCUUUACUUGGAACUAUUCCUGAAAAUAGCCAACUCUCUCGUGGUCGGGGUACUCUCAACGGUUAUUCUGCUGAAGUUUAUCCUGCAGCAACAUAUAAUCCAGGAUACUGGCCUACAGAACAGCCAUAUUCACAUCCUACUUACCAUCGAAUCUAUCCUUGCACAUCACUUGGUCCACUGAGCCAAAUGCCUUCUACUGGAACUGAACAGCCUAUAAGUUAUGUGCAAUACACUGGAGGGUCUAUCAACCAACCUCAUGCACAACCACCUUAUCUGUCAAAAAAUACCCGGUCACACCCUAUGGCUUCUCAACAGCGCCCUCCACCACAUAUAAACCCUAUUGAAACACGAGAUGGUUGUAAAAUAGCACCUCCUAAUUGGUCUUUACCUUACUCUGCUGUACCUUCAAUUCCUUCAACCUUACCACCAACCCUGGAAGGUACACCAGUCUGCAAACUACAGCGCUCUCAAAGCUAUCGAGCUAACCCUGAAAGAGAGCCAGUCCCUGAAAGAAUACGCAGUAUGACACCACAACCACCUCAAGAUCCAGAAACUAAGGUUCGAAUGGAACGGAUGGAGGCCCAACUAGCAAAUCUGACUGCUUGGGUCCACAAUACUGUAAUUCCGUCAAGAUCUCAUCACACCAAUGGCAGGACAAGCAGCAUGCGCAGUAAUUGCAGUACAGUAUCAGACAGUACAUGUACUGGUUCCACAGCUAGUAAGAAUUUUGUCAGUUACCCUUCAGGUCUAUCAGACAUCCCUGGUGCUGCUCAAAGUGGUUACCCAGCAGCAGCAGCAACACAUUCUCAGAAAUCUACACGCAGCAAAUAUACCAACCAGCCACCAGUGAUUGGACCGAAUACUCGUGUACGUAUGAUCCUUGUAAAGCGCAAGGUUGAAGAACUGAAGGCUGAUCUUAAAAACUUACAGUUCUUACAUCGGAAAAAUACAGAAACUGGGCAGACAUUGAUGGCUGAAUCAACUAAAAAAAUUUUGAAUGUUUUGAGUAGAAUUUCGUUUACGGUCAGUCUACACCCCAUUCGAAAAGAGCGGCAUGAUGUGGAUGCAAAUUACACAGAGUUUGUCCGUGAAGAAAAGAGGAUAGACCAAGAACUUUGUAAACUUGAAGAUUCUGUUGAAGAAGUACGCACUGAUGUAAUCUCAAAGCACUGUCGUGUAAACUCAACUGACGUUGAAAAGAUGGCACUAACUCUAAGUCAACUAUCAAAAGCUAUUGCAGAGCAAAAAGCCCACUUUCCACAGCUGCAAGACAAAAUGAAAAAGAUUAUGUCUGAAGAAAUGGAUAUAAUUAUCCAAGAAGAAAAAUUUCUCAAAGAUCAGCCUGAACGACUGGAGUCAGCUUUGCGACGUUGCAAGAAGCUAACAGGCACACUGUUCACUCUGAAAAGUCCAUCAAACAGGUUAGCCUCAGUCCAACAACACAACAGAUGCUUGAGUCCAACACCUCUGAGUCAGAAGGCCCCAAUAACAGCUUCGAGUCCAUCGCUAUUGCCUCAAACCCCGAUGAAGGUAGUCAACAAUGAUAAGCCAGGAUCUAUACAAAUAAUUCUAAAUUAUCCAAAAGUUAGUUCUGGCCAACAACAACAUGAGAAUGAACAGAAACUAUCCCACAGUACAUCUCAUAACAGUGCUGAUACUUCUAGCGGUAGUAGUGGCAAUAAUGUGUACAGUUUGACUCACAAUGAUGAUCAGAUUACUUCUAGAUCUGGGGAAUGUACAUAUUUACCAAGCACUACACCAAAACAAAAUGUAGGCAGUGAAACACAAGAAAACCAAAUGACUCCUUCCAAAAUUGGGAACAAUUUUCGUUCUUCGUCACAGACAUCCUCCAACCAACUCCAAAUCAAUUCUGUUAAAUCUGAUUUCACUGACUGUGUAUCUGUUAAUCCAACUACAGAGGUGUCUUGUAUGAAACCAGUGUCAGCUCCAGAGAAAACUAGCAGGAUGGCAUUAAUAUCUGAGUCUACUUCCCCAAACAAAGAAUUGUUUUCAGGAAAAUCAACAGAAAAUUCAAAGGAAUCUUCAGCAAAUUUAAUCAACAAAAUACAUUCAGCUCGUGCUGAUUUCUUUAGUUCAAUGCUAACUUCUGAAAACUCAGCAACUCUGAAUAAAAAUAAUUCUUAUAGUCCUACAACAAAAAUGGAUUACACAGUCCAUUUCUCGUCUCCAAAACCAACAUUCACCAUUGCUAAUUGCAUUCAGUCCACUGCCAAAAAUAGCCCCAAACCAAUCAUGUCAACAGCAACAGCAGUUGCUGAGUUGUGGCCUAAAGAUCCUCCACCAAUUUCAAAGAAACCUUCCCACUUGUGGAAAGUAAGACCUUCAUCACAUAAUUAUGAUGGCACCAAUGUUGCAGUUUGUUCUGGCUCAUCUUCACAUUCAGUUCUUAGUUUACCAUAUUUCAGUAAUAGCUCCAAAUCUUUACCAACAUUACCCUCCAAUAAUAAAAGUGACUGUGAAACGAAAAUUGCGAAGAGAAGCCCACCACCACCACCCCCUCGUAAAAACAGCAAAAAUUCAUAUGAAGUAAAACCAGCUCCUACUAGUAGCACCCCUCAAAUAGUUCACUACACUCUUACCCAGCAUUGUAAUCCUUCAAUGAGCUCUUCCUUUUCUAUAAAUACACCUCUUCAACAUGACAACAAACAUCCCAAAAAUAAUACUAGAGACAAUUCUCCAUCAAAAGAAAGUGCUUGUAGCUCAGGAAGCUCAGCUUCCAGUGACUCACAGCACAGUGUUGUCAGAGUGCCUGUACUCACACAACAGAAUGGUAAUGGUUUCAAUAAAAAAAAUAAACCCAGCCCUCCCCAACGAAAAAGUAGUCAGUUGAGUCACUUGCCAGCCUCAACACAUUCACCAUCAUUAAGCAAACCUGCUUGUUGGGAACAACCUGUAUUCAAUGGAGUCAAAGGUUUAUCAAUGAAUACUAAGAGAGAUUUACAAGAAACUGCAAUAGACUAAGAAUCCAUUACAGUAAAUGGUCAGGACUAGCUUACCAUAACAGUACUGCAAACUUAUCUGCAAAAAGAAAUAACAAAAGUAUAAAUUGUUAAAAACAGAAAACUGUGAUGUUUUUGGAAUUUUCGGUUUUUUCUUUCUUUUUUUUUCUUUUUUUUUUAUUAUUUUUCAUAAUGAUAUAUUAACAUUUUUUAAAGUAUAACAUUUUAUAACCUAAUGAAUGUUGUGAAAAGAUAUUUCCUUCUACACCUCCUAAUGUUGAUUAUUUUCCUGUUUUAUAAGUAUAUUAAGGGUAUCAUUAUACUUGGAAAUUUAAUGAAGGUUUUUCUAUUUUUUAUUAGAUCUGUACAUAUGAGUAUAAAACUCUUUCCUCAUUUAUUGAAUUCAAAAUUGUUUCCAUCUUGAAAUUUUUUUCAACUGUUUUUUUUUCCAAUUAUAUCUCAUGUCUAAUGUUGCACUCCCUCCCACCAAAUGAAGGUUUUCAAUUCCAAUAUCCUGUUCAACAUCUAAUGCUAAUUCCUUCCUUCACAGAUUUCCUUGACUUAUUCAAUAUCUUUCAAAUUCCAACUUAUUAUAUAAAUAACUUUUCAACAUAAUUCCACAAAAAUAAAGUGAUUUAUUUAUUGUAAUACAGAACCAAAAUAAAAUGAUAAAAUUAUAUCUUAAUCUUUAAUUUUAAUCUAAUGUUAAAUACUUAAUUGCUAAAGUGAAUGAAAGUUUUACAGUCAAUUCUGAAAUAACAAUGAAGAGUUUCUUUUAUUAUGUACAAGCAACAUUAUUAUUAGUAUUUAAGAAUAUAUGUUAAAAAAUUUGUUCAACUGCUGGAUUAAUUAGCUUGAAUUAAUUUAUCAGUAAAUUUGUGGGUAUGAUUAUCAAAAGUUAUUAAUAUUAAAAUGAGUGCAUUUGUUUGUGUAUGUGUGUGUGUGCAAGAUAGAUAGAGUACAGAUAAAAAAUUAUUUGAUAAAACUCAGUGGUCAUGCCAGAUAACAUUUAAAGAACAUCUAUAUUUCCAUCUGUAUUUAUUCUAUUACUGAUUACUACCAAAGCACAUAAAUAAUAAUUCAGCAGUGAUAGGGAUUCUGUUGACAGUAUAUAAAUAUAUCAUAUACAUUAAAAAUUAAUUCAAUAUUCAAAACUAAAUUUUAUUCAUUUUUUAAUAAAAAUUAAUUUUAUAUAUUUUUUAAAUAAUUAUAAAUUUU
Molecule: messenger RNA, 5665 nt
Organism: Octopus sinensis (East Asian common octopus)
Lineage: Eukaryota; Metazoa; Mollusca; Cephalopoda; Octopoda; Octopodidae
Product: sickle tail protein-like
Exons: 19
Coding region: 138-4469 (1443 amino acids)
Cellular component (GO): cytoplasm
Source: RefSeq, a predicted model, not a curated record